Messenger RNA from Cuscuta campestris, 3786 nucleotides. NCBI's taxonomy places the organism in Eukaryota, Viridiplantae, Streptophyta, Magnoliopsida, Solanales, Convolvulaceae. The record is from the annotation of a GenBank genome assembly.
GUGAAGCCACCCAUCCUUUAACAAUACGGAGUAUUCAAUACGCUGGGCCUACUCGUUGACGUUCACCUCUCGAACUUUUUCUCUCCUUCGGCCUGUAUAUCGUUGAGAGGCGCUGGUAAACCGGCGAUUCUGUUUGUCCGUCACCUUCUGCCACCUCACACAAUAGAAAAGCCAUGGUUUGUUUAGAUCUGGAUUUUUACAGUUUAUAUUCUUCAUGGGUCUGAAGUGUAUCUGCUCGCACAUAUGUUCUUAAAUCAGGAUUUCAGGUUUUUGGAUAAGUUUACUUAAAAAUCCUCUAAAAGUUCAUCGAUAUGUUUUUUAUUUGACUUUAACCAUUACUUUAGUCUGUAGCUUGACAUGCAUUUUUUGUUUUUUAGCUUCUUAAAUACUUCGUAUGUUAUUAUUUCAAAACUAAGUUUGCAUAUCAAGAUUUAGAUCUCUAAAGUCAAUAAGUCAUAAAUGGUUUUUUGUAGUGCUAAUAAAUUUUUUUAUUACUGUAUUCUCUUAUAAAUUAUUAGAAAUUAAAACUUAAUUUUCCCAUGCACUGUUCAGAAGCUAACCAAAUUGAAUUUGUAUAUAUGUAUUGCAUUCAGUGUUAAAAUGUAGUUUUUCAUCAUAAGAUUACUCAUCUAAUGAGUACAAACUCAAUUUCAAAGAAAUGGUUUACCUUCCUAUUCGAUCAUGUGUAUCACCAUGCCUUGUUUUCUCUAUUUUUAUCAUGUCAUCAUGCUCUUUUUUUCUAUCCAUUUUAUUUAAAAAACCUUUUAUGUUCAAUCCUUGUGUAGUUAGCAAUAUUGAAAAUAAUAUUGUAGACAAAAGCAUAAAAAUUUAUCACAAAGAGGAAGAACAAAAAAUAAUGUAUAGAAGAGGAAGAAUUUUCCAACCUUGAAGCUCGAGGAAGGUAACUUACUAAAUUUCAAUUGUUCUCCUUUUGAAUUUGAAAAUUUAAUUCAAAAGAUUACAAUUUAUUUAUAGUGUGUAUUCUGUAAUAGGUACAACACAUUUAUCGCUGCCCAUUACACUGUUUAUAUGGACGACUGUAGGUGUAAUAAAUGCUGAUUGGACUUCUAGCGGCUCCAUAAAAUAUUUGGUGUAGAUUUUGUUUAUAAAGUUUCUGACCUAUAAGCUACCCUAAAUAUGCCUAAUUAAACAGCCAGCCCAAUAAAGGCAGCCCACUCGACCCAAUAAAUACCAUUGAAAUUAGGCACAACUCAAGUAAUGCAUUAAAUAGCAUCCAACUUUAAAUAUUUCGAAAAUCUAUUUUUUUGAUUUGGAAAAGACAAAGUGAUUGAUUAUCUUUGAAUUGACAUGUUAAAAAAGUUAGUUUAAGUUACCAAUGAAAGUAAUAAUUUAUGUGGUGUAAAGCAUGCAUACUCUUCCCUAAGAUAUGUAGUAUUUCAACAAUAAUGUGUCGACGCGUUCAUUGUUCUAGAUAAUUUUGUGCAUGACCAAACCCUAAAAAAAUCAGUAAUAUUAAGAGUUUAUGACUUUGUGGAUAGUAUAUAACAAAUUAAAAGGAAUUGAUGAGUCCAUCAUCUUUUCACAUCUCAAUACUAAAGAUUUAAUAGAAUUUUUAAUUUUAUGAUUUACCAAGUCUCACAACGUCAAACAUACUUAUAUUAGUUUUCAUUACUUUAUAAAAUAAUCCCUUGCCACAAUUGUGAUAACCCACACACUGUAUAGCUUGAUAUUAACAAAUUAUAAAUCAAUUUUAAGAUCAUUUUUAAUGUCUAAGUAUGUGAUUUGACUUGAGAGGUCUCACCAUAUAUUCAAGGGCUUGUCCUCCUUAUUUAUCAAGCUCUCUCCAAUUUUAUAGUUAAAUUAUUAUACUCAAAUCUAUUUUAUGUCUUUUUGUUAUUUCUAUUUUAUUUUAGGAUUUACAAAUCUUUCAAGACCAAAAUACGAAUUCACACUGUCAUUGGUAUACUAUUACACUCACCACAUUGUUACAUUGUAACUAUCACAUUAUCAAUGCCACACUGCCAUCCGUCGCUGACGGCCACCGGAGCGCCCUUGGUGAUCGCCGGCGAUUGACGGAUGACAUUGACAUAUUACACUAUCAUCAUUUUUCUAUCACACUGCAAAUGUGUAUUCUAACACCACAAUGCCACCUAUUUUGGUAUUUUUAAACUUUUUUACUCAUAUUCAUGGACUACAUUACUCCCUCCCUCUCGCAAAACGAAUUAAAAUUUUAAGUUUUUUCAACUCUUUUAUUUAAAGAUUUGUAUAUAAAUAAAAAAAUACUCCCUCUGUCCCAAAAAGAUUUACACAUUUCAAAAAAAAUUGCAUCCCACAAUUUCCUACCCAUUUCUAUUAAAAACCACUUUUACCUCUUACUUUUUCAAAGCAUACCUAUCACAUCAUACCUUUUUCCUAAUAAUAUACACAUCACAUCUUACUUUUACCCAUCAUAUCAAGAUAUUUUUGGAAAGUCAACACAAAAUUAAUUCUCCCUUAAUUUCAACUUUAGUCAAAAUGUGUAAAUCUUUUUGGGACAGAGGUAGUAAAACUUAUGUACUUAAAAAGUAUAUUAAAAAUUCUACAAAAAGAGAGAUGAAGAAUAUUUUUAUUUUAUGAAAUAGUCAAUGAUAUCAUACAAAUAAACAAAAAUUCUCAUAAUUUUGAAUAGUGAAUAUGUAAAGAAUUUAGAAUUUACAGAGACAGGAGUCAGGGAGUAUAUCUAAUCAGGCACCCACGCACAUCGUGCGUCUCGAAGCUAGUAUAUCUAAUCAGGCACCCACGCACAUCGCCGCCGCCGUGAAUUUCGAUUUACAGGGAAAGGUUUCCGAUCUAAACCUUGGGAAAGGUUUUCUGCCAUCGAUUAUGGCCGCCAAUUAUCAGAUAGUGCAAGGUUACUUCAAUCGCAGCGGCAUUUUCAGAAAGGGGUUUACAAAAAUCAGCGAGGGGUUACCUUCCAACCGAGUUCAUCCAGAGGUCAAAACAGAUUGGGCAUCCCCGAUGAAGCCUACUUUCUUCGGAGGAUUAAAAAACCUCAAUCUAGAGGUUACAAUCCAGAGAAAGCUGGGAAACUCCUUCCAUAUUCAGGUCCAUUCUCCUUAUCUAAUGGCAAGCUCUCCAUCCAUAUUGAAAGUAAAAGGUAUGAUUUCCACCACUCUGGUUCGUUUCAUAUAUCAGAGAUGAAGAAAGGUUAUUUUCGUACCAUUUCUGUUUCCACCACUUUGGCUCUUUGGGUGCUUGAUUCUCUGGAACAUCACGUUAUGACUGCAGCUAAUUGGACACUCUUUCGAUUUGAAGGGGAAAACUCAGUGAAUAUUAAUUGGGGAUCAAAAAUAUCAGAUCCAUUGUUAUUCGAUCGAUUCUCCACUGUAUAAAAGCGCUAGAGAAAACACGACUCUCCAUUUGGAAUCUCCAGGCACAAUUUCUUCACAUUAGCAGUGAUUUUUUGUGGAGAAAUUCAAAAUGCACCUUGGUUUCUAUGUUCGAAUAAGCCCAAGCUGGCGAAAAAUCUAUGAUGCUGAAAAGUUGUUCUUGAGAUAGGGGUUCAGUAAAUCGGAGCCCAGUAUACAGGAAUUACUAUGCUCAGUCUCUAUAGAUGCCCAUGAAAACUGAUUGCUGGAACACAUUGCAGCUCCUCGACAUCUCCAAGUUCUUUAGAAACCCAUCGGGAGAAGGUGUCCACUUUAAUUAAUCCUUCUUUUACACCAGAACCAUUCAAUAGUGGAUGUUUCUUUAUAAAAUACUCUUCAUUCCCAAAUAUUUGCACAUUAUUAUCAGAACUGGAAUUGUAUUGACUACUCAACGAUAAUAGUAGCUCUGAUGUUUCAU